This is a messenger RNA of Penicillium robsamsonii, 246 nucleotides long. RefSeq lists its product as uncharacterized. The coding region runs from base 1 to 246 and encodes 81 amino acids. The transcript has a single exon. The record is from RefSeq and is a predicted model, not a curated record. NCBI's taxonomy places the organism in Eukaryota, Fungi, Ascomycota, Eurotiomycetes, Eurotiales, Aspergillaceae.
AUGGGAGCCUAUGAUGACGUGGAUGGAUAUCUGGAAGAAGAGGAAUCGCCAGAGCAAAAGAAUGAACUCAUGAUAUCUCGGUCUGCUAUGGCUGUCAUGAAUAUCGUAUGCCUUGAUCAGCAGCCCUGGAGAGUCAAUUUGGGUUCGCUGGCUGUUAGUCAGGCCUUUUUGAGAUUCGCAUCGCACCUUGACCUGAUAGCCCCUAAAUCAAGACGUGAGGCUCAGUGGAAGGCUGGUGAGAAAUGA